Molecule: messenger RNA, 1173 nt
Organism: Erythranthe guttata (spotted monkey flower)
Lineage: Eukaryota; Viridiplantae; Streptophyta; Magnoliopsida; Lamiales; Phrymaceae
Source: RefSeq, a predicted model, not a curated record
CAUUAUUCAUCCGCGUUUUAAUAUAUAUCUCCAAAAUCAUCACGUAAAUAAGAUUCCCCCAGACAUCUACAAUGCUACGCCUAUAAAAGGCAACAUUCCAAUGCACAACUCUCACUAUACAACCAUUCAUUCUCUCUCUCCCUCUCUCUCCGUCGAAUUUCUUCGAAAAUAUACAGACAUUUUAACAGAAGUAACCCCGAAAAAAAAAGUGAGAAAAAUGGCCGAGAAUAAUAAAUAUUCGAGUGAGUUAUUAUCAUCUACAUCUCAACAACUGAUCAAGAAGAUGAUUCCUCAGCUAUUACUCUCGGUUUCGCUAUUUUCAUUCUUGUUUUCGUAUUCAGCCUACUCGCCGAAGUUUCAAUUGUUUUCAGCAAAGUACUAUUUCCAAUAUCUAAUGAGCCGUACGCUGAACAAAAACUUCUUGUUCCUUAUAUGCAACGGGCUACUGGUUUUCCUAGCUAAAACAUCGGGCCUUGUGCGGGCCCCGUCGGAGUCUGACGACUUGCUGCACAAGAAGAUCGGCUUGGAGCUGUUGAAGAAAACCCUUCUUGAUAAAUACGUCUCCGGCGAAGUAAUUAAUGACGAUGACCCAAAACAAGAAGAACAAGAACACAAACACGAGCAAGAAGAACAAGAACACGAACACAAACAAGAAGAAGGGAAGAAUGAUGAAAGUCCGAAAGAAGUCUCGAUAUUUGUGGCUGAGAGUGAAGAAGAAGAUCAAGCGGAAGAAGAAGGAGGUGCGUGUGAUUUGGAGGAUGUGGAGAAAGAUGAAAAUGGAGCCGACGAAGAUUCUUCUAGAAUUUGCUGGCUUUUUGAUGAUGACGAUGAUGAAGACGACGACGAAGAAGGUGAUGAAAAAGUGGAGUUGAGUACGGAAGAGUUGAACAAGAAAUUUGAAGAUUUUAUUAGGAAGAUGAAGGUCGAGAUUAUUACUGAUCAGGAGGCUACUACACACAAGGCCCUCAUGCAUGCUAAUGAUCAACAGCUUAGUUAGUUAUCAAUUAAUAAAUAAAUUAAACCAUAUAUAUAUUGCUUCAAUAGUUUUUAUUUAAUUUUCCUAUUUAUUGUUCAUUUGUUAAAAAAAAUCUUGAAGUAUAGCUGAAUAGAUGCAUAGAAAUAUCAGUCUAUGUAACAUAAUAUGAAUAAUAUAUAUACUUUAAUUUUCUGUUU